Molecule: messenger RNA, 366 nt
Organism: Seminavis robusta
Lineage: Eukaryota; Bacillariophyta; Bacillariophyceae; Naviculales; Naviculaceae
Source: the annotation of a GenBank genome assembly
AUGGGUUCUUCGACGAAUGACUCGACUCACAGUUGCCAAACUGUACCAUCUCACAAAACACGAAAUCGAUUCCCACACUUCGCUCCUACUCCUCAAGUACAUCCCUACAUCUCUCAGGUCAUCACCUGCGUUCCUGAAAUGGAUACCCCACAUACAUGUCGCUAUGUCUGCCUCCUUCGCAAGAUCAGCUCUAAGGCAAUAGCACCCCUCGAAGACCGCUCACAGAUAGCAACCUUGAAUGAACACAACAUGCAAGACCGGUCCAACUCUCUCUUUCAGCCAUUGAACAGUCGAUCGCAAGAAGGUUGUCCCCUUCUCUGCUCACAAUUCUUCCUUCAGCCAAGCUGCAAGCAAGAACUAGAAUAG